AUGCUGUGUCAGAGAUCCGAACGCCAGUCGAUAAAACAAAACUCACGCGAUCGCUCAAAACAAUGGCGCGAUCGGUUUCAAAAACAAUGUCGAGACCGAAUAACAUCACAACGUUGGAAUUUGGUCGAUCAAAAGCGACAAGAGAAGCUUUGGCAGCUAACCGUACAAGACGAGUGGGAAAACUUUAAGCGAAUGCACGAGGAAGCAUUAAAAGAAGAAGGAAUUCUUGACCCAGACCUCUUUUUCGAAGAAAUGGAUGAAAUGCAUCGUCAACAACACCCUACAUCAACGCCCUCUAUACCACCAUCCACGACUACACCCAUCGAACAACAUAUUUAUGAAGACUAUGAUCCUGAAGCCGACUACAUCCACUUACAUUCCACUCCUAUACUCAUAUGUGUGAACUGUCAAGACGCGUCUUUACAGCAAGAGGAUGGGACGGACAAGCUGGCUUGUCCCAAAUGUAGAUUCAGUGCAUCAGAAAAGACCUUUCGAGCUAUUCAAAAUGCAGUCAUCCAACAUAGUCAACAAUGCCCAGGUCGCAUCGUUUAUGCUCCUGAACCAGGGAGUGAUGGAACCUCUAUCCUUGGCGUCUGCAAUACUUGCGACACAAUGGAUGUCUUUUAA
This is a messenger RNA of Zychaea mexicana, 627 nucleotides long. RefSeq lists its product as uncharacterized. The transcript has 3 exons. Lineage: Eukaryota; Fungi; Mucoromycota; Mucoromycetes; Mucorales; Lichtheimiaceae. The record is from RefSeq and is a predicted model, not a curated record. Bases 1 to 627 code for a protein of 208 amino acids.